This is a messenger RNA of Penicillium concentricum, 780 nucleotides long. RefSeq lists its product as uncharacterized. The record is from RefSeq and is a predicted model, not a curated record. NCBI's taxonomy places the organism in Eukaryota, Fungi, Ascomycota, Eurotiomycetes, Eurotiales, Aspergillaceae. The transcript is spliced from 2 exons. Bases 1 to 780 code for a protein of 259 amino acids.
AUGGCGAACCAGGAACUCAACAACGGGGCCUCGGCUAUCUACCGAGCCCUUAACAAUCCCCUGAUCCUUGAACUCAUCUUGAAAUGGAUUUUUAGGGAUAUGAAAGGCUCGUGGCCGGACCCCAAACGACUGCGAAACCUUCGAGAGGAGAACCCGGCUUAUUCCGACGAUGAUUGGGAGCACUACAUUGGCGCAAAGGGCAUGCUGGUGCGCUGCGCUCAGGUGAGCAGACAGUGGCAUUACGAAGCGGCGCGAAUCCUCUGGCACAACUGGAGCCAAAUGGAAUAUUGGAAAUGUCCGUUUUUGACGUUGUUCGAGAGGAUUGAGCCAGCUCGCCGACAAUUCUAUGCUGAAUUGAUACAUCAUGUUGAUGUGUACGUCGUUGAAAGACAGGAACUGUUUCAGUCUGUCAUAGGGAUAUUCGAUUGCUUAUGUUUUUCAAAUCUCGAGAGUCUCACGCUCUUUGUGGCUGGCGGGCCUCACCCGCGAGAUGACAUGGUAGAGAUUCCGAUCUUUCACGCCCCAAGAUUAAGAACUCUUUCGUUCGAUCCUUAUUACGAGUGGCAACUAGAUACGCAUGGCGUCGAUGAAGAUGAAUGGAAGGCGCUCUUUAGUCUCGUCACGGUCCGCUUUCCAGACGUCGAGAACAUCUCAUUUCUAGACAAUGCCAUGGUGUGCUCAGACGAAAUUCAAAAGCUCCGGGAUCGGCUUCCUCGCCUGAAGCAAUUUGAUGUCGCAAACGUGGUAGACAUUGGAUCGCCGUGGUCUCCAAAUUGGUGA